AUGGCAUUUGUGAUAGACUUGAAUACGCAGCCGUCGUCAGAAGAAAUUCACUCAUUUGAUACCCAUAUUGAUAUGGACGAUAUAAAUAUUUGUAAUAGUUCAAGCAAUUCUGCUACAAAGACUGAGUGCUCGACUGAGGUCAUAAUUCAUCCCACCAUUUCUGAUGAGGAGAUUUCAAAAGUGGGGAUGCUAUUUGGAACCCUCAAAGAAGCACGCCAAUUUUACUACAACUAUGUCAAUAACGUGGGAUUCGAGCCUCAUAUAAGAAACACUAACUUCAACAAGAAUGGAAGGACACCUAUUAACCAAUCCAUACAGUGCAAGCUUGAAAAAUGGAGACUGUCGAAGGUAGAAUUAGCUCACACGCAUCGGUGUGAUCCCAAUUUGUCAUGGAUGUUUAAGAAAAACAGGGAACUCUCCAUGCACGUUAAGGAUGUCAUUGAGCGCAAAGACCAGGCUGGUAUACGACCUUCGAAGACUUUUCAGGCGCUUGUUGAUGAAGCUGGUGGUCGUUCUAAUAUGAAAUUUCUUGAGAAGGAUGUUAGAAAUUAUAUAUCUGGUAAACUCCGAAUCAAUGGAGAUGAUACUGAUGCGAAAGAGAUGCUGGACUAUUUUACCAGGAUGAAAGAGCAGAACCCGAAUUUCUUUUACGACAUUUGUGUUUAUAGUGACAAUAGUCUCAAGCAUGCAUUUUCGACGGAUGCUCGAUCAAGAGCUGCUUACAAGUAUGAGAUGUCAGUUGCAGCAUUUGUGGGUGUCAAUCACCACGAAAGGUCAUGUCUUUUCGGGUGUGCUUUAUUGAUAUCUAUCAUAUUCACAAUAUGGGUCCCUAUUCUUCUAGAGCACAAAUUUGGGGCUGGCAUGAGGAGUACACAAUGGAGUGAGAGCAUGCAUGCUUUCUUUGAUAAGUACCUAACGUGUAAGAGUAAUUUAAUUCAAUUUGUGCACCAGUAUGACAAUUGUCUUGCAGAUAAAGAACAGCAGGAGUUGGAAUGCGAUGCAGCAGACAAUAGGGGCCUGAUCCCAUGUGUAUCGAACUCUCCUAUUGAGAAGCAGUUCCAAUAUGGGUACAACAACUGCAUAUUUUGCGAUGUUCAAGCCGAAUUUAUCAAAAAGUGCGACUGCAACCUGUCUCCAAGGGUAGUGAAGGACAACCAAUACUUCUAUGAAGUGACUCAACAGAAGAUAGUUAAGGGGAUGUCUAUUUAUAGCGAGUAUGAAGUUGUGUUUUGUCCUAUUUCGCACCAGGUUAGGUGCAACUGCUUCAGUGGGCGUCCAAUCUUCAAGAGACUCAAAGCGGAUGUGGACCGGAAAAUUAAGAAUGGUACUAAGAAACGUCGAGCUAGUAGUAAACAUCCAAAGGAAGUUGCAGUUGUUGAAAGAGACAAACAUUUAAACAAGGCCACCGAGAGACACAUUACUGCUAGCAAACACCCUAACGUUUAUUUUAGUGUUUAUUGCUAG
This is a messenger RNA of Arachis duranensis, 1464 nucleotides long. RefSeq names its product protein FAR-RED IMPAIRED RESPONSE 1-like. The record is from RefSeq and is a predicted model, not a curated record. The transcript has 7 exons. The coding region runs from base 1 to 1464 and encodes 487 amino acids. Lineage: Eukaryota; Viridiplantae; Streptophyta; Magnoliopsida; Fabales; Fabaceae.